UAACGCUCGCGUGCCGUCACACUGCGCCCGGUCAAACAUCUUGUAGCACCGCCCGCCAUGUAGCCGCUGCUCUCGCUGGAAGAAGGACACUGCCUUCAGGUGCUCAUGAAACAUGGCUGAAGAGGAUUAUAAUGCAGCUGUAUCGGGACCGCUUGUGUACCCUUGGCCUAUUAUUGACAUUUUACUUAGCUGGUGUUUUGUUUAUAUUCUCUGCUACAUUGGAACCUACUCGGAAAACGUACUCCAAGGACUCACUCUCCAACGGCCUGUCGAGGAACAUUCAAGUGGGGCCGGGUAUUCGCGCGGCUGGUCACCGCGGCAGGCUGCAGUGGUGUCGACCGUUACGCUUCAAGAGGCAGCCCGGGCCAGUGGUGGCUCUGGCAUCGUUCCCAGGCAGCGGGAACACGUGGGUCCGCUAUCUCCUGCAGCAAGCUACAGGAAUUUACACUGGAUCAGUGUACAAAGACUAUGGCCUACUGAAGAAUGGCUUUCCUGCUGAAUCUGUGGUGAACGGCUCGGUGUUGGUUGUGAAGACGCACGAGUGGGGGCCUGGAGCGAGGCAGCUGUUCAGCAGGGCAGUUCUUCUGGUGAGGGAGCCAGGCCCGGCGAUACAGGCCGAGUUCAACAGGCAGAGCGGAGGCCACAUUGGAUUCGCUUCACCGGAUCGCUACCGUCGCAAUAAAGGCAAAUACUGGCAGCACUUCGUGAGCGAGAAGCUGGCCACAUGGAAGCACACGAACCUGGACUGGCUGCACAACUUCACGGGGCCGCUGCACGUCGUGCUCUACGAGGAGCUCGUACGCGACUUGAAGAGGCAGCUCGAAGCGUUGCUAGAGUUCCUUGGCGCGCCGGCGCCCGACAAGGCGCUGGCCUGUGCCCUGGAGCGUCACGAGGGCGUCUACCGCCGCAAGCGCCGCGCCAUGCCGUUCGACGCCUACACGCCCGCCAUGAGGACCAUGCUGGGCAAGGAGCGGCGGGCGGUGUACGACGCCGUUAGGGUCACCCUGGAAGCUGGAACCACGCAAUAGUGCCAACUCAUCGGCACAAUCACUAUAGAUGUGUUCUCGAAGCAAUGUGUGGUCGUUUGCAGUAAUGCACGACAGCCCGCGCCAGGAAAAUUCUCAAUCUGAGUCUUUGAACAUCAGCUGGCUCUGAACUUGAGAUAUCGCUCAUCUGGUGGUUCUUAACUCUUUGUCCUUAAUGUUUUACAGCAGUGUUCUCUGACUUUAGAACAUAAAUGGCCCUGACGAUUUUGUAUCAAUUUAAAAAUUACACUUUUGAAUAACACAAAAAUUCCAUAUAUAUAUAAACACACACACACAUAUACAUGUAUAUAUAUAGUUUUAUUUGCGAGAUAAAGCAUCUUAAAUA
Bacillus rossius redtenbacheri is the source of this 1371-nucleotide messenger RNA. RefSeq names its product WSCD family member AAEL009094. The coding region runs from base 132 to 1028 and encodes 298 amino acids. The transcript is spliced from 5 exons. The record is from RefSeq and is a predicted model, not a curated record. Lineage: Eukaryota; Metazoa; Arthropoda; Insecta; Phasmatodea; Bacillidae.